Molecule: messenger RNA, 1061 nt
Organism: Gadus morhua (Atlantic cod)
Lineage: Eukaryota; Metazoa; Chordata; Actinopteri; Gadiformes; Gadidae
Product: probable E3 ubiquitin-protein ligase ARI7
Exons: 4
Coding region: 169-987 (272 amino acids)
Source: RefSeq, a predicted model, not a curated record
GUUCCCGCGUCCUUAGGGGUUGAUCCCUGACAGCCUGCCGCGCGCUGUCACGUGUUUUUUCAGAAAGAUAGAAAGAAAACCGAAAGCCCGUCUUCUUCCAUUUGCCACCAACACGAAGCAGUUGGACUCUUCUCAGCAAACGAGCAAUAACAGUCGGUACAAAGUGAAAUGAGCGAGCAGAUUUCAGAGGAGAGGAGUUAUGAUCUGGGAGACGCCUCUCUUACAUUUGUUGACAGACCAGAUGACUUAGAUCCGUUCCCACCUGAGGACGGGGUCGAGCGGCCAAGAGCGGAGAUGUCUUGCGGUCACGCCGUCACGCCACAAUCUCUGACCGGAUGGUGUCGCAGUUUGCUGGACCAGGGCCAGUACACGUUUAACUGCCCUGCCCUUGCGGUGGGCACAGUGCCGUGUGGUGCAGUGUGGGAUUACACAGAGGUCCGCCGGCUGGCCUUACUGACAGAAGAAGAGAUGCUGGACUUUGAAAUGACAUUGGGCCGUCUAGCCGCCGCACAGUUUUGUGACUUUAAAGCAUGCCCUGGCUGUAAAACCUACGUGGAAAGAGAAGCGUUAGACAAUCUCUGUUUCGACUGCACUAUCUGUGAGGAAAGCGGUAAGCCCACCAUGCAGUUCUGCUGGCAGUGUCUGAGGCCCUGGAAGGGGAAGGCGCCGCGCAGCGACCGCUGCGACAACGACAACUGCUCAGACAAGGAUCUGGAGCUGCUGAAAGGGUGUGACACCAUCACGCUGUCCCAGGUGGCGGGGGUGGGGCCCUGCCCUUCCGUCCGGGCCUGCCCCACCUGUGGCAUAAAGGUGGAGCACGACCAGACCGGCUGCAAGAACAUCCUGUGCCCACGCUGCAAGGUGGAGUUCUGCUUCGUGUGUCUGAAGCUCAAGAUAGAUUGCCUGGAGACCAGUAACUAUUUCACAGCCUGCAGCAGCGGCAUCGCACCGAGGCAGACCGCCAUGCCAAUAUGGAACAGAAAAUAAUGCUUUGUUUGUUUUAUCAUUCAUGUUGCCUUAUAAAAUGAUUAUAUGACAAUAAAACGUUGUAAUGCAAUGCA